Molecule: messenger RNA, 2086 nt
Organism: Bicyclus anynana (squinting bush brown)
Lineage: Eukaryota; Metazoa; Arthropoda; Insecta; Lepidoptera; Nymphalidae
Exons: 2
Coding region: 221-1561 (446 amino acids)
Biological process (GO): positive regulation of transcription by RNA polymerase II
Cellular component (GO): nucleus
Molecular function (GO): transcription coactivator activity
Source: RefSeq, a predicted model, not a curated record
GGUCAAUGCCCAGUGGUCCACUUUAUUUCACUUCUGUGGUGCGUGUGCCCAAAUUGACGUUUGUGCCCAAAACGAAAUUGGUUUUUGCAUUUUUGCCAGUGUUUGCCAAAAACUUACAGUAUACAGAUAUUAAUUUCAGCUUUCCAGAAUUUUGUAGAUUUAAGAAAAAUUUUUACUCGGGCACAAAUAAAAGAGAAAGGCUGGCAUCUAAAAUAAAAAAAUGUCAGUUGCAUUUGCACCUCGGGGCAACCGGCCUCCAUUGAGUCCAGCUCAAAUACAAAAGAUGUUGGACGAGAAUGCCCAUUUGAUACAAACAAUUCAAGAAUACCAAGCUAAAGGCCAACUAAUGGAGUGUCAUCAGUACCAGCAAGUCUUACACAGGAAUUUGGUGUACCUGGCGUCAGUAGCGGACGCAAACCAAAAUAUCCAGUUGCUACUACCACCUCCUCAUCAGUUAGCAUCUGGAAAUGUGCAACAAUUGAAUCCACCCACCAGUGGAGCUGACGGCCCCGGCUCACCACAACAACCAUACCGUCCACCAACAGGAGUAUCUACUACGCCCACAAGACCCACACAAUCAUACGGCCAAAGACCUUACCCACAAAAUCAAUAUCAAGGUCAGUACCAGGGUGCCCCUGGUGUAUAUCCUCCACAAGGUGGUUAUGGCCCUCCAGGACAAGGAUAUGGACCACCAAACCCUACACAACAGCCACAAGGAUAUCCACCAAAUUCGUCAUACGGCCCUCCCAUCACUACAGCUCCCAGUAAUUAUCCUCCAUCAACACACCCAGGACCUGGAUACCCACCUUCCUCAAAUCAGCAACCUUAUGCUCCUCCACCAGGAAGCCCUGCCGCUGCAGGUUCACCUUAUCCUGUGCGUGGCUCUAGUCAACCAGCAUAUACAGGCAAUUCUGGAUAUCCUCCUCCACAAUCUGGUCCAAACUAUCCCAAUGUAGGUGUCAGCUCUUAUAAUUCUACUACAUCUCAGCCCCAACCCUAUCAGUCCCAGCCUUUCCCAAACACUACACCUACAUCUGCCUACAGCUCCACGCCAAUAUCACAGCCAAACCGUUCCCCGCAACCUCCACCCAGCAGUUAUUCUUCCCAAAACCCAACUAGCACAGGGUAUGGAUCACCAUCUGCACAAUCUCCAACAUAUAAUUCUAGUUCUCAUGGAAACAAUGUACCACCAUCCACUGGUGCCUCUGGGGCUCCUCCUCAGAAUCCACCACCAGGCCAGCAAUAUCCUCCCGCCGGUCAACCAUCUCCAUAUCCACCAGCAACACAACCGCCUUAUUCCAAUCCUUCCUCCCAGCCAGGUAGUCCUGCACCUUCAGUGUCCACUGCACCCCCUCCUCAGUCAUCUUAUCCCCAAAACCCACAAAGCUACCCUCCUGCUGGAGCAGCAUAUCCUCCUCAUGCUUACCAACAAGGUUAUCCUCCUGCACAAUAUCCACCUUCUCCAUACCCAUACGCUCGAGCGCCAGCACCAGGAGCUCCGCCGCCUGGUGCUCCACAACCUUAUCCUGGUUAUGGUUUCCAACCUCCAAACCAACAAUAAUCAACAAUUUGUUCUAUUAACUAUUGUAGCCCUAAUUAUUUUAAUUAAUUGAGUAUAUCAAUUAGAAUUAUACUAUUGUAUAACUAUUAGGAGUACUUUAAGAAAUGUAAGUGACACUUCCAUGGAAGUUAGAAACAAUGUGACCACACUUGAGGGCAUAAUAAGUAAGUGUAUAGCAAUAAGUAAAUUAUGUUUCUACAUGAGUAAAGACAACUUUUUUAUGUUUAAAAGGAAGGUCAUGUAUUCAAAUUUGAAUGAUUUUUAGAUAAGAAGGUGUAUGAAAUAAAUUUCUUUUUCUAUGAAAAUCAAAAUCAUGUUUGUAUAAACAAACAAAACUCAAAUCAAAUGUAAAAUAAAAUGAUUUAAUGAUGAUGAUAUGUAAUAGCCCAUAAUAACUGUAAGCAAGAUGAACAAAUACACCACUUUUGGUAUUAAUGAGAUUAAUUAAUAGAUUAUAUUAUUAUUUUUAACUCCAAUGGACUUUGAGUUAAGUAUUUAGUGAUAGUAAAUAAAUUACAAAGCACA